Messenger RNA from Penicilliopsis zonata CBS 506.65, 1294 nucleotides. RefSeq lists its product as hypothetical. NCBI's taxonomy places the organism in Eukaryota, Fungi, Ascomycota, Eurotiomycetes, Eurotiales, Aspergillaceae. Gene Ontology annotation, molecular function: hydrolase activity. The record is from RefSeq and is a predicted model, not a curated record. The coding region runs from base 199 to 1203 and encodes 334 amino acids. The transcript is spliced from 2 exons.
CAAAUUUAGGACUCGCUGCCUCAGGAUUGGGGAUUGCAUUCCAGCGGUGUCCUGGAAAUAUGGGGAUUCAGAAAUCUAUAAAGACACGAUGGCCGUCUGGAUCUACAGACAGGCCCAUCUCAUCGACAGCACACCGAAGCUUCUACAGCAAUUAAAACGAGCACUUCGAAUCAACAGUUCAAGGAACCAACCACUACCAUGGCUGAAUCCUACUCCUCUGAAGACAAGCUGGCAGGCUUUGACUUGAUGCAAACCAACUACAAGACCGUCGACGAGCAUGCUAUCCGUGCCGACCUUAUCAUCCCGCAGAAAGCUGGGUCGGGCAAACGGCCGGUGAUUGUGCACUUUCACGGCGGUGGACUGGUGACUGGAGACUCCCUCUUUAUGGACUGGGUUCCCAGAUGGCUUCUGGAGCUCGCCAAACGAUACGGGGCGGUGAUUGUCUCGCCGAACUACCGUCUCCUGCCGGAGGUGACGAGCCUGGACCUGUUCGCCGACGUGGACGACUUCUGGACAUGGCUACACUCUUCAACGCCUGCGACGGUGCUUGCCGCCCACUCGACCCCAACCGAGCUUGAUCUCGAUCGGGUGCUCAUGGCGGGCGGAUCCGCAGGCGGCCUAUUGAGCAUCUCCCUAGCGCUGUCGCAUCCGGACGAGGUACGCGCGGCCACCGCUGCGUACCCGAUGAUCGAUCUGAACUCGGCGGAUUACAACGAGAAACGAGCCGUUCCCCCACUUGGAACGGACGUGUCGGAGUCCGUGGUGCGGAAGUAUCUGGCGGCCGUGGAGGAUGGAAGCAGCCCCGUCAUCAGUUCGGCGAUGUUGCCCACCCGUAUAGACCUGAUGAUCGGGCUAUUCACCCACGCGAUGUACAAGGAGGAGGUCUACGAGCGAGGCAUCGAGGGAAGCGGCAGUCCGCGUCGUGAGGUCCGCUACCCGUUUGAACGCUUGGACCAGCCGGGCGUCAAGGUGCCGCGGGGCGGAAUCGUCAUCCUCCACGGCCGGCAGGACUCGGUCGUCCCCAUCGGGGGCAGCGAGCGGUUCGUCACCAAGGCACGCAAGGUCUUUGCUGGCCAGCCGGGUGGCGAUCGGAUCGUGCUGGCAGCGCGCGAGGGCGAGCAUGGUUUCGACACCGAUGUGGCCUGGGAUACGAAUUGGGUCAAGGAGGCUUUAGAGGCUGCUGUGCAGGCUUGGCUUGAAUAGAUCUCUAUUAUCUAAUCUUUGUAUUACCUAUUAUAUAUUCAUCUACUUACUAUCCUAUCUAAAUUAUUUUUUAUUUACAAUAUUCCGCGGA